Molecule: messenger RNA, 1452 nt
Organism: Saxophila tyrrhenica
Lineage: Eukaryota; Fungi; Ascomycota; Dothideomycetes; Mycosphaerellales; Extremaceae
Exons: 3
Coding region: 1-1452 (483 amino acids)
Biological process (GO): carbohydrate metabolic process
Molecular function (GO): beta-glucosidase activity
Source: RefSeq, a predicted model, not a curated record
AUGGGUUCAGCGGGAGAGAAGGCACAUCUGCCGAAGGACUUCCUUUGGGGCUUUGCCACGGCGAGCUACCAGAUUGAAGGCGCCAUCAAAGAGGACGGCCGUGGUGAAUCCAUCUGGGACACAUUCUGCCGGAUACCAGGCAAAAUCGCAGACGGCAGCAGCGGAGAGACCGCCUGCGACUCUUACCACCGCUACAAGGAAGAUGUCGCUCUUCUCAAGCAAGUAGGUGCCAUGGCUUACCGGUUCAGCAUUUCUUGGUCAAGGGUGAUUCCGCUUGGCGGCCGUGAGGACCCCAUCAACGAGAAAGGCAUCCAGUAUUACGAGAACUUGGUCGAUGAGCUGCUCGCUAAUGACAUCGAGCCCAUGAUUACGCUCUUCCACUGGGACCUGCCACAGGCUCUCCACGACCGGUAUGGUGGAUUCCUAAACCAGGAAGAGUAUGUAAAGGACUACUGCCACUUCUCCAGAGUGAUGUUCAAGGCUCUUGGCUCCAAGGUGAAAAAGUGGAUUACUUACAACGAACCAUGGUGUUCAUCUAUCCUUGGGUACAAUGUAGGCCAGUUCGCUCCUGGACACACCUCGGACAGGAAGAAGAAUCCUAUCGGUGACGGAUCAAGGGAGCCAUGGAAGGUCGGCCACAGCAUCUUGAUCUCUCACGGAGCAGCUGUGAAGAUCUACAGAGAAGAGUUCAAGCCCUCGCAAGGCGGCACCAUAGGUAUCACUCUCAACGGCGACUGGGUAGAGCCAUGGGACGAGACCGACCAGAAGGACAUUGAAGCCUGCGAGCGAAAACUCGAAUUCUCCAUCUCCUGGUUCGCCGACCCCAUCUACAAAGGCCACUACCCCGAGAGUAUGCGCAAGCAACUCGGCGACCGCCUCCCAACCUUCACCUCCGACGAGAUCGCCCUCGUCCAAGGCUCCAACGACUUCUACGGCAUGAACCACUACACAGCCGACUACAUCAAGCACCUGGAUUCCGAGCCAGAACCGGACAACUUCAACGGCAACCUCGAAACGCACAAGACCAACAAGUCCGGCCACGCCAUCGGGCCUGAAACGCAGUCGCCGUGGCUGUGCCCGAACCCGCCCGGUUUCAGAAAACUGAUCAAGUGGAUCAGCGACCGGUAUGGCCGCCCGACCAUCUACGUGACGGAGAACGGCACGAGCCUCAAGGGCGAGAAUGACAAGACCAAGGACGAGAUUCUGGAAGACGACUUUAGGGUCGAGUAUUUCCAGGGAUACAUCACGGCGAUGGCGGAGGCGUUUACGUUUGACAAUGUGGAUGUGAGGGGGUACAUGGCGUGGAGUUUGAUGGACAAUUUCGAAUGGGCUGAGGGAUAUGAGACGCGGUUUGGUGUCACGUUCGUCGAUUACGAGGGUGGGCAGAAACGAUACCCAAAGAAGAGUGCAAAGGAGAUUGGCAACAUCUUCAGGAACCUCAUCGAGUCAUAG